AUGCAUCGUACCUAUUCCAUGCGCCAGUCGCGCGUCCCGACCGCGUCGCAGAUCGAGAGCCCACCACCACCAGUGUCCACAACCAAGACCGGCAGAUGGCUAGGGAAAGGCGGCAUCGGACAUGCCUUCCGUAAGAACGCCGCUGGUGCCUUCGGCCCCGACCUCGCCAAGAAGCUGUCGCAGCUCGUCAAGAUGGAGAAGAACGUCAUGCGCAGCAUGGAGCUCGUCGCCCGGGAGCGCAUGGAGGUCGCUCAACAACUCUCCAUCUGGGGUGAAGCCUGCGAUGAGGAUGUGUCGGAUGUCACGGACAAGCUCGGAGUGCUGAUCUACGAGAUCGGCGAACUGGAGGACAUGUUCGUCGACCGCUACGACCAAUACCGAGUCACCAUCAAGAGCAUCCGUAACAUCGAGGCAUCCGUACAGCCCAGCCGAGACCGCAAACAAAAGAUCACGGACGAGAUCGCCAAGCUGAAGUACAAGGACCCCAACUCCCCUCGCAUCGUCGUCCUGGAGCAGGAGCUUGUCCGCGCCGAAGCCGAGUCCCUCGUCGCCGAGGCCCAGCUGUCCAACAUCACCCGCGAGAAGGUCAAGGCCGCCUUCCAGUACCAGUUCGAUGCCCUCCGCGAGCACUGCGAGAAGGUCGCCAUCGUCGCCGGCUACGGAAAGCAUCUCCUGGACUUGAUCGACGACACCCCCGUCACCCCCGGCGAGACCCGCCACGCCUACGAUGGGUACGACGCCAGCAAGGCCAUCAUCCAAGACUGCGAGGACGCCCUCAGCAACUGGGUCAGCUCCAAGGCUGUCGUCAAAUCCAGCCUGUCCACGCGCUCGCGCACUCUUUCCCAGCGCCACCGCAGCAACCUCGACAAGAACCGCGAGGGCGUCGACCUCUCUUCGCAGGACCAGCCUUUGACUGGAGACCGCGACUCUUGGCUCCCUGCUGACCAGCACCCCAGUUAUGAGGAUGGCGAGGAUGGCGUCAGCACCAUUGACGGUGAGGCCCGUGGCCGUGAGGACGAGCGCGAGCCCAUCGCUGCUUAA
Messenger RNA from Penicillium antarcticum, 1041 nucleotides. Its product is annotated as Eisosome component PIL1/LSP1 family protein. The coding region runs from base 1 to 1041 and encodes 346 amino acids. Gene Ontology annotation, molecular function: lipid binding. The record is from RefSeq and is a predicted model, not a curated record. The transcript is spliced from 4 exons. Lineage: Eukaryota; Fungi; Ascomycota; Eurotiomycetes; Eurotiales; Aspergillaceae. Gene Ontology annotation, biological process: endocytosis; eisosome assembly; negative regulation of protein kinase activity. Gene Ontology annotation, cellular component: eisosome filament; plasma membrane.